AUGGAAGAUACUAUAAUUCAAGAAGCCAAAGAAACGUUGGAUAUACUUUAUGAAAUUUCUACAUUAUUAAAUACUGGAUUGGAUAGGGAAACAUUGUCUUUAUGUAUAAAUCUAUGUGAAAAUGGUGUAAAUCCUGAAUCAUUGGCUGUUGUAAUCAAAGAACUUAGAAGAGAAUUUAAUUCAAUAAAGAGUUCAAGUUCAUCAACAACAGCAGCAACAAAUCCUCAAUAA
Molecule: messenger RNA, 231 nt
Organism: Entrophospora candida
Lineage: Eukaryota; Fungi; Glomeromycota; Glomeromycetes; Entrophosporales; Entrophosporaceae
Source: the annotation of a GenBank genome assembly